ACUCCAUUACUUAUUACUCACCCAAGAGCUGUAACUACACACUCCUCUCUCUUAUUUAUACUCUCCUGCUCCUGCUACUACUACUGCACCAUCCACAAGAACACCAAGUUAACCAAAGAAGAAGAAGAAGCAGAAGAAGAAGAAGAGUUUAAUUAAGGUGUUGUAACAGAAGAGAAGAGAAGAGAAGAGAAGAGAAGAGAAGAGAAGAGAAUAUGGUUUUUCUCAUGGUGCUUCUCAAAAUAGCAGCUCACUGGCUCCUCACAUGCUACAGAGCGGGUAGGAAAAUAAGAAGCUACGGCUUUCUCCACAGGAACAACCCAUGCAGGCUACAGCAGAUCUCUUCUCUGUGCUCUCCUGCGUCCAAGUGCUCUUUGGAGGGGAGAGAGUCCCAUACUCUCGUGUGCGACUUCCAUGGGGCCCUGUUGAGAUCCACCUCUCCUUUCCCCUUCUUCAUGUUGGUGGCCUUCGAAGGUGGUGGGCUCUUGAGGGCUCUCCUUUUGCUGCUGUGUUUCCCACUGGUUUGGGCCCUGGGCCAAAAUGGGGAGCUGGGUUUGAGGCUCAUGGCCUUCGUCACCUUCUUCGGGCUGAGGAGGAAGGACAUGGAGCUCGUGGCGAGAGCCGUGUUGCCCAAGUUCUAUUUGGAGAACCUCCACCUCCAUGGGUACGAGGUGUUGAGCUCCGUGAAGAGGAAGGUGGUGGUCACUAGCAUGCCUAGGGUUAUGGUGGAAGGGUUCUUGGAGGAGUACCUUCACGUGGAUCGAGUGGUGGCUCCGGAGCUUCAUGUGGUCAUGAAUGGGAGGUACUUUAGUGGGCUCAUGCAUGGAUCCGGGUUGGCCACGAAGCUGCGAGCUCUAAAAGAGCUUUUCGGAGAAGCAAAAGCAGAUGUGGGUCUCGUGAGCCCCUCUAACCCACAUGACCACCUCUUCCUCUCCCACUCCAAGGAAGGAUACGUAGUGAACAACGACGACGACGCAGUACUGCCGAGGGAGAAGUACCCUAAGCCGUUGAUCUUCCACGACGGACGGCUAGCGUUCCUCCCCACGCCGUUCGCCAUGACGGCGCUACUGGUGUUCCUGCCUCUGGGGCUCACCCUCUCGUUCAUCCGGAUCAUGCUGGGGGUCGUCCCCUACAAAUUCUCGUACAUGAUCGGCGCGGCGACGGGGGUCCGGUUCCGGGUGGCGGGCCAAAGGAAGUCGAUGGUGGGCGCGGCGGCGGCGGGGUCGAAGGGCGCGGCGUUCGUGCUGACGCACCGGACGCUGCUGGACCCGGUGAUGCUGAGCGUGGCGCUGCAGCGGCCGGUGCCGGCGGUGACCUACAGCCUGAGCCGGGUGUCGGAGCUGAUCUCGCCGGUGCGGACGGUGCGGCUGACGCGGGACCGGGCGCGCGAUGCGGAGACGAUGCGCCGGCUGCUGGCGGAGGGCGACCUGGCCGUCUGCCCCGAGGGCACCACCUGCCGCGAGCCCUACCUGCUGCGCUUCAGCCCGCUCUUCGCCGAGCUGGCGGACGCCGUCGAGCCGGCAGCCGUCGACGCCCGCGGCGGCUGGCUCUACGGCACCACCGCCAGCGGCCACAAGUGGCUCGACCCCGUCGUCUUCCUGAUGAACCCCGCGCCCGCCUACCGCAUCGCCUUCCUCGGCCGCCUCCCGACGGAGAUGACCCGCGCCGGCGGCUGGACCGCCGCCGAGGUCGCCAACCGGGUGCAGCGCCAGCUCGCCGACGCCCUCGGCUUCGAGUGCACCGGCCUCACACGCAGGGACAAAUACUUGAUCCUCGCCGGAAACGAAGGUGUCCUCGGAGAUCGCUGCAGCAAGUAGUGUAUUUUCCGUGAAAAACGUACAUAACUUAUCUGAACUACAUAUAUUUAUAUGGACCGUUUUGAGUCAACUAUCCAAUCUUUCGAAAUUUAAACUUUACUAUCCAUUUUUUCAAUCUGUUUGAUUUGAGCCAGUCAACGAUACUUUAUUUUACUGAAACUGUAUGUAGUUACAAAUAUUUUACGAAGUACGCUAAAUAAAUUUGUAAAGAUAAAACGGCAUAUUCAAAUUUUAAAAUUGAAAUAUCAUUGCCUAUCUCAAAUCAAACAAAUUAAAAGGAUCGGAUAGUAAAAUCAUAAUUUUAGAAGGUUAGAUAACUGACGAAAGUUAAUGAUCUAAAGUUCCAGUAAGUAUUGUACGUUUUUUACC
This is a messenger RNA of Ananas comosus (pineapple), 2183 nucleotides long. Its product is annotated as glycerol-3-phosphate acyltransferase 1. Gene Ontology annotation, molecular function: phosphatase activity; glycerol-3-phosphate 2-O-acyltransferase activity. Gene Ontology annotation, cellular component: membrane. Lineage: Eukaryota; Viridiplantae; Streptophyta; Magnoliopsida; Poales; Bromeliaceae. The record is from RefSeq and is a predicted model, not a curated record. The transcript has 2 exons. Gene Ontology annotation, biological process: cutin biosynthetic process. Bases 213 to 1814 code for a protein of 533 amino acids.